This is a messenger RNA of Penicillium angulare, 1884 nucleotides long. RefSeq names its product retropepsin-like aspartic protease. The transcript has a single exon. Lineage: Eukaryota; Fungi; Ascomycota; Eurotiomycetes; Eurotiales; Aspergillaceae. Gene Ontology annotation, molecular function: protein binding. The record is from RefSeq and is a predicted model, not a curated record. Bases 1 to 1884 code for a protein of 627 amino acids.
AUGAGCUCUUUCGGUGCAACGCAUACUGGCUGCCAUGAGAGGGGAACUACUAUAAAAAAUCUAGGGAAUAAUCAAACGGAUCCCUCUAGGACCUACAAAGCCCCCUAUGUUGAAGCCGAUUCCAUCGAUUUCUACUCACUGGCCACUGGCUCAACUAACACCGAUUUUACUCCCGAUGAUUUUACACCCGCCAAUGUCAUCACAAGAGAACAGUUGGUAAAUGAAGCGAGGGAAAUUUAUGCAGGGUUAGCUAUAGUAGAGGGUAAGUGCACAACAAAGCCAGGGAAGGAUGAAAGACGUUCUUCUAGCACUUAUAAAAGCCCCCACGUCGAAGCCGAUUCCGUCGAUAUCCAUUCACUGGCAUCUGGUACUCAUUCAACUAACACCGAUGGCGAUCCCGAUGGUGUCACUCCCCCCGAUAUCCUCACAAUAGAAGAGUUGAUAGAGGAGGUGAGGGGCAUCUAUUCAGGGUUGGCUAUGGUAGAAAAAAAGUGCAUCGAAAUUGACAAGCAACAAAUGGAUUCAGAAUCCGACCUUUCUCCAUCACAAUGGGAGGCUUUUAUCUCCCUACAUCGCACCCUACUUUAUGAGUAUCACGAUUUUUUUCUAGCGUCGCAACACCCAUCGGUAAGCCCAGCGCUACAUCAACUGGCAACAAAGUAUCAAAUUCCCGCAAGAAUGUGGCGAUACGACAUUCACUCCUUUCUUGAGCUAGCACGACAAAAGUGCCCAGGAUCUCUGGAGCAAAUGUUGAGUUUUAUCCAUAUCGCCUAUUCAAUGAUUACAGUGUUACUCGAGGUUCUUCCGCAAUGCAAAGAAACAUGGAUCGAAUGUUUGGGGGAUCUCGCCCGGUGCCGCAUGGCUAUCGAAGAUGAUAAUGUUGAACCACCCGACAUAUUCGCAAAUAACAUUGCCAAGUCCAAUCGACUUUCAAGCCGGCCGGGUAUACUAUCAACAGCCUUAUACGAGAGAUUCACGGGAUAUGCACACUACAAGAAGCCCGGUCCCGAACCAGAAAACACACCAUCCGACAAUAAUGAUGUGCGCGUCUUCGAAAUACCAUGCCAGCUCGCAGACAAAUUCACCCACGCACUCGGCGAUUACGGUGCAAGCAGAAACUUCAUGCGAGAAGACUACGCUAUUUAUCUCGGAUUGUCAAUCAAUCGAGACAACACUCCCAAAACAACCAUCGGCAAUGGGAAACAGAUUAAGUGUGUAGGAACAACCACCGUCCCAUUCAAAUUCACUGGCGAAAAAGACGUCCACCAUCUCAAAUUCCAUCUCUUACCAAAUUGCGUCCACAACGUAAUACUCGGGAAAGCAUUCUUAAAACUAACCAAGACGUUCUCAAAUACAACAAACUUCCUCCGCCGCGUGAAAGAAAUAAUAGUGAAAGGGACAUCGCACUUCAAUCUCUUAUAUCUGGGGACAUCUAAACCCAUGUUUGAGGGGACUGUCAAUGGCCAGAGUCAAACUGCUCUUGCUGAUUCCGGCUCAAAGGUGCUCGUCAUGGAUGAAGAUUAUGCCCGGAGCAUUGGACUGAAGAUCCAUGCUGGGUAUCAGGAUCGAACAAUAUUGACGUUCGCUGAUAAUUCGGUUGCCAGUACAGUCGGGAUGGCUUAUAACGUCGAAUGGCGUUUUGGUCGAGACGAUAUAUUGAGUCCGGCUCAUCUUCUGAAUUUCCAUAUUCUGAAAAAUGCCCCUGCAAAUGUCAUUCUAAAUGAUACCCUACUAUUUGAUACUCAGGCUUUUUCACGAUAUCAGCCGUUUCUCAUCGACAAUGAUGAUUAUGAUGAUGACUUCGAAGAAUUUGAAGACGAAGGCAUGCCACAGAUCUAUAUUUUCGCAAUUGACAAAAAGGAGAAGCAAGCGACCAGUAAGUAA